UGUGACUCAGAGAUAGUUGAGGUUAUUUGCAUAUAAGUAUAUAAGGAGGAAGGGAAGGAAAGAUCAGAAAGAGAGUUCAACACAGAAAGAAGAAAUCAAAUAAAGUGUCCAGGAAAACAAAGGAAAGAUGAAAGCUGUUUGUUUUUCUCUCCUCUUACUGUUGGCAUGUAGCUUUGGAGAGGCGCUGAAAUGCAACAACUGUAUUGGCAAAGGCUGCAGAAACACAGUGGAGACCUGCCGUCCUGAUUUUGAUGCCUGCAUCAGUGCCAUUUUCUUGCCCCCAGCCCCUCCAUCAUUCUUCAGGAGAUGCAUCAAGAAGUCAGACUGUCUUCUGCUGGCAGGAACACCAGGCAUUAAUGCCAACUGCUGCUACACUGACCGGUGCAACUAAAACAGUCAUACAG
Messenger RNA from Esox lucius (northern pike), 404 nucleotides. Its product is annotated as CD59 glycoprotein-like. NCBI's taxonomy places the organism in Eukaryota, Metazoa, Chordata, Actinopteri, Esociformes, Esocidae. The transcript is spliced from 4 exons. The record is from RefSeq and is a predicted model, not a curated record. Bases 128 to 391 code for a protein of 87 amino acids.